AUGCUGUUGGCACGACAAGCUCUAAUUCUUCAUCUUCAGCACAACACGCCUUUCAUAACUGAGACUUCAAUAGCAAGUGUUUGGGACAAGCAUUGGAAAGAGUUCAUCGAUCGUAAUAUUCCCGCAUUUCUGGUGUUAACUGACGCGGAAAAUGUUCCAUGGAAAAAGACUGGAGAGACGAAAAUGCUUGAUGAGACAGUGGAAUUUUUCUUCCGAUGUCUUCUGUUACACUGUCUUGGACAAGGAUUGAAUUGUGUCUUUAUCUCAGGCGUCCAGAUGACCGCGACAAAAGUGAUGGGAUAUUACAACGAGUCCACGUAAGAACAUAGAUUAUUCUUCAGAAAGGUUAGAGGCGAGACUUUGUUAAGGAAUGUGAAAUAAUAAGACACCAAUAUUAGCAUCAGAGUUCGUGGCGUGAAGCAACAUCCGAAGCUUUUCCUACUUAUUAAGAAUGUUUAACCGAAUGCAAAAGUUGGACCAAAAUUAGAAUUUCCAGACUCUGUUUAAUGUUAUAGCUAAUACAUAAUACCUAAUACAUAUUAUCCCAAUACCUAGUAUUUGUAAGCACGAAGAUUAAUGUCAACAUGUUGUAAUUGUAUGUGAACAUUUAUUAUAUAAAAUUGUGUAAAAUUGUUUGUCAACCGUCUGGCUUGCCGCGAUUAGCUCUUCGCUAUUUGCAAGCUAGUUUAGUAAUACCCAUCUGAUGUGAACAAAUAAAACUUGAAUGAAUGAAUAGCUGAAUUUUUUUACGUCAGGAUUCUAAGCUAUGUUUGAAAGUAAUACAUACCGCGUUCCAAGUCUCCCUUUCAACAACUCAAGAGCUUGCAAAGCUUUAUAAAAAAUGAUUGACUCACGAAAAAACAUGGGGAAUACAGGUACCGUCAGUGUCACUCUAGAUCUACAAGGGUGAUCGUUAUAGGUAGUGAAAGAAUGGCUACUUUAGAAAAGCCCUAGAUAAUGAAAAGAAAAAUUUGUGUUUUUAUGGACUACAUGAUUUGAAAGCGAAAAGUUACUUAUCGUAAAAAGAUCUUGACUUCCCUAAAAUAACUUAUAUGUGCAUCAUUUCUUGUUCAUAGUAUGGUAAAGCAGUCCGUGAUACGUGGGAUUGGUUGAUGGGGUAUUGGCGCCGUCAAUGUACUCAGGAAAACAUCGCCGGAUGUGCAGUAACAGAAAAUCAGGUGUGCAUUGUGGCUAACCCUUUAAACCCUAACAUCAGUAUGCAUAUUCUCCAUACUGUUCUCUAUAAAUUUCCUAAGGUGCUGAUAAGGAGAAUUUGUUUAACAAUCAAGAACUUCUUAAAUUAGUCAUCAUUUUCUUAAUUCUCUUGACCUUAAUGUUUGAUUCAGGGGUGAUAUUGUAAGGAGAAAUUAGAUGCAAGUCACUCUUAGGGAUCAAAAGUUAAAGAGAUAUUCAUUUGCCACCUUACAUGUUCAAAUCUAAUUUAUCUUACUUUAUUUCCAUUGCUUGUCUUACCUCAGAUUGAUAUCCAGUCGGAAGUUCAAGUUGCUCUGCAAUUUCCACCACAAGGUGGAUGUCGGGAAGUUGCCACAAUCCUUGCUUGUGUGCAGGUCCUCUUACUUUUACUUCACAACGACAACAUUAGUAAGGCAAGUAACACACACUUGACAUGUGUUUUAAACUUCGAACUUAUUAAGAAGGUUUGUGCGCGAGUACAACGACAAUCUCAGUGUAAUUUUGGUUCCAUACAGGAUACGAUGAAGGCUGCCGAGGAUAAAGUCAAACUUUUCCUUCUUCAGUCUGCACUUCUUAAGAAACUUCCGUUGAAGUACAGAGCUCAUACCGUAAACAGUUCUUUGUUGGACGAAUUUUGCAAAGCGAAAGAUGGCAAAGUUUAUCCCUUUCACGAAGUAAGUAGAUGAGAUCAUUGUAACUUAACCUAACGUGGGAAUCACGUUAUAAUCCUUCCUCUAUCUUUGAAAUAGGUAUUGCGCUUUACAGACUGGCUUGACCACCAUGUAUUUCCCCCAAAAAAAUUAACAGUGACUAACAUCUAAUUAUGAAAUUCAAACAUUCCCACUGCCCUUACGCCCUCCCAUAUAAAAAGAGUAGAAAGGGUUUUUUUUGUCUUGAAAGUUUAGGUGCUAAAGAACACAACUGUCCUGAAAUAGGCGCCUCUCAUGUUUUCUAUCUGGGGUCGGUUCUGAGAGUCUACAUUUAUGUAGUCGUGUCUGAGAUGUAUUAGUUAAAGGCAGCUUGUUUAUAUCGUUUGACAGAUCCAUACGAGUUUAUGGCAGACUUUAAGGGUGAUAGAAUCAGUUUUGAGAGAUGCUUAUAAAGACGACAGUGCCGCGAAUGUAUUAGAUAUGACUUCAGUGGCAGAUCUAAUGGACGGACGCCUAGUCCAUACUCUCUUCUGGCUUAUUAUGAAACAGAUAUCCCAGGGAUCAAAAGGUCUGUUGUCAGAUAGAGUCUAAGACUUACUAACAAAUUCUUAAAACAAGCCGGUCAUUGAGAAAUGAUUUAGGUCUCAAUCAUUUUUUUUUCUGUUUUCUUGGCGUCACCUUUAAGCUAUGUAGCAAACUCUUUUUAAAACUUCAAAUUUAGUAUUAUGGAGCGUUAGCCCUUCCUCAGAGCGAUUGGGGGAAUUGUGGGUUGUGUGUGUGUUUAUGUGCGUCAUUCAUUCAUUUGUCACCACAUUCCCACUAAUAGCGUAGCUCCACUUUCUGCAUAUACUCUCACACCGACGCAGCACCACAGUUUCUUUAGAAACUUACCCCCUUUAUUCAUUUGUGUAAAACUUCGUCUGAUAAUUAAAAGCGGGUCUCACUCAUCUCAUGUCUAUCACAAACUUAGUGUUAUCUGGGAAAUAGAUGCUUCUGUGUUAAUUACCUUCAUUAAGGCCUACUUGUUUCAAGUAAAACAAGGUACAAUUGUUGUUAACAGGCCGCGUUGUCUUGCUAGAUGUAAACUGCUAUGAAUAUGAAAACAUAGCGAUCUUUCGCCCUUGGUCAUACUCCGUUCUUUCAAAGACUUCGAGGUAUAACCUUACGUACUUACACUACGUGUUUUACCAUAUGCAUUAGACCUCAGUCUACCUCAGGAUGUUAAACGAGAUGUUGAGUCUGCAUGGGAGAAAGUUGUCGCUCUUGUGAAUGGAUCAUGUCAUUCACAUUCUCUGGAAAGUCAAUUUUUUCCAUUGUUUGACGGAAGUUCUACAAGUCUUCAUCACGAGGAAAGUAAGUAACAUUCGACCUAGAUUUUCCAUUGUAGCUUUCUGCAUAUUAAAAACAAUCACUUGGAUUUGAAUGGUUCCUGCAUGGUUCUCGUCCCUUUCUUGUCUAAAAGAAAGUUUAAACUUUUGUCUUUCGGGAACAAAAUAGUUUGUAGUUCAAAAUGGAAAGGGAAAGAAAAUAUCAAAUUUGGUAGUUGCAAGUUUCAAUUAAUCUAGUUAAUUCAUUUUGUUAGAAUGAUAUUUUUAAAGGUACCGUCUGGCUCUGUCAGAAUCUUGACGGCCAUCUUCUGAAAUUAUCAGUGUUUGUUUCAGGAACAAAUCCUGAUCAAGUCUCCGGCGCGAAGCUCAAAAGGCUACUUGACGUUGGAAGUGUUCUUGUGAAUGAGUAUGUUGGUGAUACUAGAUCAAGAAUUAAUGCCAUGGCUGGGUAAGAACAUGCAACAAUGUUUACGUCGUUCAAAGAACCCUGCAUGUUUUACUUAGUUGCGUGAGAAAAUACGCUCUUCAGAGAAGGCUUUUCAAUUUUCUCCUUUUAGAGACGAGACCGAAGACGAAGUGUUACUGAUUGGCAAAGAAUUUGACGAGCAGUACCACUGGCAUUCUCUCAGGCCACUAUCUGAUGAUUACGACAGGACAAAGCAGUCUUUUACAGGUGAGGCCAUACUCUUAAAAAAUUGUCGUUCCUGAUUGGUCGAUGAAGAAUAGAUAAACAGAUUAUAGGGUGCAUUACGGGAUUUCCGCCCUGCACUCUUCCGAAAUUUAAGCUUUUAAAGAUGAAUAAAAAUAAUUUCAUUUAUAAAAAUUUUCGGAAAAAAUUAAGAAUGGUUUGGCAGUAACAAUAAUUGUGUGAAAUGAUCAAUCAAAAAACUAGCGAGCACAUUCUGAACAAUACCCCCAAACACGUACAAAUUAAAAUAGUGCCUAUUGCAAAUUUUUUUGAGAAAAGAAUUAACCAAAAAUUGCAAUAGCUGCUCAAGCUUUUUGUAAUUAUCAGUUAAUCAUAUUGCUUUAAAAAGUUUUCAAUCGCACUCGUUUACAGUUCGUGAAAUUACGAAAACUUUCAAAACAUUACUCACGCCCAUAAAUCAAGAAAUGUAUUCGCGUUCAUACGACUUCUUAUACUUAACACUGAGGUCACUGGAUUUAACAACUUGACAGUUUUACUUGUCAUAUUGAGCUUUUUACUUUACCUUUUACGUCCAACUUCUUUCUUAAGGAAUUUUUAGCUGGAAAAAACCUUUACAAACUACCGUAAGCCAUUUGUUGCAAACUAUGAACUAAAAAUUUCACUAAUUCGUUCUUCAGAUAAGCCUCCGACUGAUCCCAAAGAGAGAAAGUGGUAUUUCAAACAGAAGAUGAAGUACGUUCGCUACCAAAGAUUUUACGGAAACUCUCUUGUUGGUGGUGUGGACAAAGCGAAAAUUAUAACCGUCAAGGAAGAGGUCGCAAAGAAGAAAAAAGGAAAGAACAAGGAUGGAAAGAUGGUGGGAAUCUUUGUUAUUAUCAAACUUUAGUUUAAAUUUUUUGCCCCAAUAGUUUUUUGUGUGAUCAGCCAGAUUCAACUGAGGAAAAUUACUUUUUGCAGGGAGAAAAAGCGAAACGAAUCAUCGAACAGAACGAUAAAAAACGCAAAGGUUUGUCGCUUAUAUAAUUGAUAUUAAGAUCGUAUCACGUACUUCUCUCAAAAUAAAGGUUUCAAUUUGUGGAGUUAAAUCAUUAAAAUAUUUUGAGCACAUCUAAAGUACUGUAAUUGGGCAACACAAUGAGAAUUUCACAUGGUAUCUUUACCACAUUCUUAGGGCAUAAUAUGAAGGUUGACGUGGCUGAAUAUGGGAUUGAACAAAUUAUUGAGUUCUUCAAUCAUGUCCUUAGCAGUCGCGCUUCUUUGUAACUCGGAUCAGUAAUCAGUUACUCAUGGUUUGUUGAAUACCGUUUUUCCUCGAAUAAGCGCUUAGGCACUUUCUAAAAAAUUCUGCUUAAAGAAGGGGCGCUUAUUAACAGGAGGGCGCUUAAUCGAAGGGGGGGGUGGGGGAGGGGGGGGUGCGCAGCAAAAGUACAAAAAUUAAAAGAAAAGAUGACGCACAUUAAGAACUUUGCAAGCAUAUGGAGAUGCAAAUAACUGGAACAGAAAAGGAAGCAUUGUCCUGUACUUAUUCCGUCGUAGCUGAAGCUUACAAAGUUAUAUCAUGAAGUGGCAAUAGAAAAAGGUUUUUCUAAAAUAAGUGAGGAAGGAUUGGGGGGGAGGUUAUUCGAGGGGGGCGCUUUUUUGAAACGAUGGCCUUUGGGUGCGUGCUUAUUUGAGGGAGUGCGCUCAAUAGAGCAUGGAUGCUUAUUCAAGGAAAUACCGUGCGGCAUUUGUUAAAUGUGAAAGUUUGAACUAAGUUAUUCAGCUUUCAAUAAGGCGAACUUCUGGUGUAUAGUAUAGGUUGUAAUAAGAAAAAGCAGGGUAUGGACGGCAAAAGUUUGGCGAAAGAUUCUUCAUGAGGAUUUGUUCACCCGCUUCAAAAUUACCGUUAGGGAAACUAUCGAAAACAUGUCGUUUUUUACUCAAAUUUUCCGCAGACGAAGAAAGAAAAAAAGAUCACGAAAAAUGGAACAACUUUCUUAAAGACAUUGACAACAAUCUGAAGAAGGAUAAAUUCAGCACUGUUUUGCAGUUAGUCGAUAAGUAUCUUGAAGAUUGCAAAACUCCCGAACUUCAUCUUCAAGCGCUGAUGAAAAAGGCCCAAAGUUGCCUUGGAGCCUGGCAGCAGACAAGUAGGUGAAAGAGAAAAAAGUGAAUCGCUUUCAUAAUCUGUUGACGUUUCUGAGGCCCCAUAAGGGGGGUCUGAGUAUCCCGUAUCCCAUUAAUUCUUGUGGUUCGUAUCCCUAUAAUACUAGUUACCAUGAUGACGUCAUUGAGCGUGAUAUGUUUUGGUACUUUAUAAAAAAAAACACAUUUUCCUGGGGCGUUUCGUAUUUCAAAUAUUUGUUCCCUCGGUGGUCUGUUGUCGCACGGCUCUACUGUUGUUGUUCAGGUCUAAUAUUUUGGUCCAUCGUAAACUAAGGGUUGGAUUUGAGAUCUAUAGCACCCUCCCAGUAUAAUUUGCACUUCGUAAUCAACAUGCUAAAGUUCGGAUUGGCGAAGCUCUUUUGAUCUACACGAUUUGAAAAACAAACUGGACUGCCGGCGAUUUAGUGUUGGUUUUCCUUGACUGGCUGUCGGUCAAUUAGCCACAUCAUUUUAAGUUGUUUUUUGAACUAAAGAUAAACUGAACUGAAACUAUGUACCGUAAAUAGUAACAUUCAACUCAUUCUUGUCCUGGAGAAGCGGUAAACAGGUAAGGAAUUGCUUUUGUUCAUCUGUAUCUAUUGCAAAAACUCGGUAAAGGGGAAAUUCUGGCUCUGGUGUAAAUCGCUUGCACUGAAGCUCUAACUUGUAAGUUCUUUCGCUUGUUGAUCUAAUCCUUAGACACUUAAGGCCUGAAGAAAUGACUGAGAAAUGAGGUCCUUAGGAAUUACCAUUUCAUUACGGGUUUUUCCUCUCCUUUGUAAAUACACGCUGUGACCUCGUGAAGAAUUUUCAAGGCCGUCAUGAUCGAAAUGACUACAAAUGAUAAAAAAAGCAAUCGCACGAGCCCAGUGUGAGGUCACAACGCGCGAAAGUGGCGCGAAAUGGAAAAAGCUGUGGGGGAGGGGGGAGUUGUUCUGGGACAAGAGCCGAUGUUGGCACCUAUUGUCAAACUGACAAUAUUUAAUGGAAAAAUGUAAAAAAUACUCGCAUUUGAAAGUAUUUUUUUCACUAUUUGUGCCAUCUAUAUUGACUAAUAAACUUAUUUUAUUCUUUUAAAAAAUGAGAACUUUGAUCUUCGAUAUCCUAGAACCUUUUUUUAAACAUCCCGUAUCCCUUAAAUUUUCCGCCCAAAUAUCCCGUAUCCCUAUAAUUUUUUUACUCAAGUAUCCCGUAUCCCGAUAACCCCCAAAAGGGCCUCGUUUCUCCAUAAACUUUGUCGCCUAGGUAAAGUAGGAGAAGGAAAUUUGAAAAAUGAGAGUUAUAUUUAUCAAUAAGUAAAAGAACGUUUGACAGUUUGUCUCAUGAAUUUUAAGAGUAAGGCUAAUAAACCGUGUAUUGACAUGCUCCUAAAGAGGAACGUGUCCUGUUUCAUUGGCGUGUUCUGAAACCACCGAAUUCUGAGUACAAGCAGUAUGUAGCUCUUAUUCAUGUUUUUUUCUUUCAUCACUCUCCCGUUUUCCCCGAUGUGUAUUCCGGAUCACUUUUCAUCGUCAAGUUUGAGUAUAUAAAAAAAUUACCCAAACCAAACUGCAGCCAAUUUUAUUUUGUAGGAGCUGCUGACGCUGGAUCUAAUGACAUGAAAUAUCCUGUCCUGUUACUGAAGAGUGUUCAGAAAAUGGCUGAAGACUUCCACAGCCUUCUUACCGACAAAGAAAAAAAGAAAUUGGCUGGAUUUAUGCGGAAGCUAGGAUUCGAUGACAUCGCAGCCACGCUUUACGAUCUACCGGAAGAAAGUGAAAGAAAAGUGCGUAUCGUCAGAUAAAACAAGCUUGGCUUUAUGCUAUUUCCUUCUCUGUAUCUAAUAAUCAGGAGAUAAAUAGUGUUAUGAAAUCUUAAGACGUCAGUGCUACAGCGCACUCGUAUACUCAAACAUAUCACAAUAUGAUGUCCGCUUCUGGUGCACAUACCGUUUUUUAAGUAAUCUUGGAAUUUAAGAUACUGCCUCAACAUUGUGCCCCAACUUGAGACACAAUUGUUGAAAGUGAAUGAUUCUAACAAAGCUGUGGUGACAAAUUCCCGCAGAGACGUGGAGGUAAAGUGGUCAACUACCGCUAUUGUUCACAGUGACUCCUAGGAGAGUUUACUCGGAGGGCUAUUUAGUGUGAGAAAUCUCACUUUUCCGUGUUUCCAUAGCUUUAUCUGAAGAACUAAAGAAGGGGACUGCUGAAUUUUAAUCAGCUAUACUCACGUUAAACUGAAAUGCAGUUAAGGGCUUGCUUAAGUUCGAGAAUUCUCCCUGCGUUCUACGUGUUUAGAUGAGGGUAUCUAAACACGGACAAAGCCCCUUAUUGCUUUGAUAAAAUAGUUUUGCGAAAUGCACGCGAAUCUAAAAAGCCGCAACCGUGUUUACAUACUCUAAACUUGACAAGCCUAUUGACUAAUGGGAGUGCGCGUAACACCUCAAUUAUUUCAUAAAAGUCCACUGUUUAACUCAGGAUUUAAGUGAAUUCCUCUUUGGUCUUCUGACUAUUUGAGCACAAUUUAUCACCUAAGGCUCAACAGCUAUCGGUCCACACUACAAGCGCAAGAUUCCAACUUGACUGCAUGGGCCAUUUACUCAAGCGGGAAACAAGAACUGAUCGUGACUCAAGGGUCGACCACUUCAUUCCAGAUACAUGGCAGGUAUUAUAUAUUUUUUUCACUGCAUAUAAAUACGAAAAUCUCUCGAAACAAAUCGUAGAGGAGAAGAAUAGGUGGUUAAGUUCAGUGAAGAAAAGUAAUUGAAAUGCUUAAAUGCUUGAAUUUCAGUGGAGGCAUUUUCAGAAAAGGACCAACAAAAUCUCCCCCUGUGAAUUUCGCUUUCUUCUCGUUGUGGUUUUCUAUUCAUUUUCUUAAUUUUGUGGUUAUUCAAAUAUUUUCCAGCGUGAACUUCUUGAUGCUGUGGACAAGAACGAGUCAGCAGUAAUAGUGGCACCCACCUCGUCGGGAAAGACUUUUGCCUCAUACUACUGCAUGGAGAAAGUGCUGACUCAAGACAAUGAUGGUGUGGUGGUCUAUGUUUCCCCAACAAAGGUAUAACGUUACCAGUUACAGCCAUUUAGUUUAUCAAGUUCUCUUGAAUUGAUCCUUAAUGGCUGACGACCCUGUCUCGUCACAUGCAGCUGUGGUUUCGUGCACCGGAUCUGGCGUAGACUGAUUUUAUGCCUCACUAUGGCAUCUCGUCUAAGACGUGUUAAAGGAUGUAACGUCUGUAUGGUAUGGUGACAAAUAUCUAAUACUUAUCUUAAAGUUAUUCUGGUGUCUGGAUUAUGUAGGUAUUAAUAACUGAUGCAUUGAUCAUUUAGGCCUUAGUGAAUCAAGUUGCUGCUACAGUUUACGCUCGCUUUCAUCGUAAACAGCUUCCAGAGGGAAGGGCGGUGUAUGGUGUUUUCACGAGGGACUAUCGAUUCAACACGUUGAACUCUCAGGUAAGCAAACGUGACAAGCAACACUCCAGACAAGAAGGAAUCUCAUAAUUUCUGAGCAAAAAAAAUACACAAAGUCAACGACAAACAACAUUUGUAAUGAGUUAUCUUAACAUAAUGCAAUUAACAUGAAUUCUUCUAUGGAAUCAUUCUCUGAUUGAAAACUCGUUCAGUUGAUAUUGUACUAUUCCCCUUUUGAAAUUUCUCUCCAUUUGGCUCGUGAAUUUAAGUUUAAAUCGGUCUUAUAGAGUAACUUUUUCAGUUUUGUCUUUUGAUUUCCUGCAGAUCCUUGUUACAGUUCCUCAAUGUUUGGAGAUACUUUUUCUCUCGCCUCGUAGACAGGAUUGGACAAAAAAUGUUAGAUACGUAAUCUUCGAUGAGGUAAAAUAAUUGAGAACUUUUCUGAAAGUAAUUUUUGCAUAAUUACUUUUUAAUUUUUCCUAAUGAAGUUUCAGCUUGGAGGGAUAGAAGGUCUAUUCUCCCUAGAGAUACAAGGCGAAAAUAGUAAGAGUUGCUUUGAAGUCGUUAAAAUGUUUUUCCAGAGAUUCGAGGUGACAAAAGUUUACUUUUCAAGCUGAAUAAACUUUCUGGUAUCGUUUAAAGCCAAUAAGAGAAGAUUACUGCUUCACCUGCGCACUCACUUAGGCUAUAUCUUAGCCGAAAUUUCUCCCUUAUCUUUAAAAUGCAGGUUCACUGUCUUGGUCAAGAGAUAGGAGCUGAAGUCUGGGAGCAUCUUCUUCUUCUCAUUCGCUGUCCUUUUCUGGCGCUCUCGGCAACCAUUGGAAAUCCAGAUGACCUUACAAGGUACGAAUUGUUGCAAAGUGUACAAAAUGUGUACUUAAAAUAAAAGCUAAGUUUUUUGUUUGUCUCACGAUAUAGUCACGUGUGAUCGCGACGUUUCGACUGCAUACUGCUAGUCUUUUUCAGGCGAUAAGGUCGACUGGUCAUGUACGAUCUUAUACAGCAUGAUGCUCUGCUGCGAUUAGUUGAUUUUUUUUCAACAGCUCCGAUUGGUGCAUUUCGAUCCUUGCUGUUUCACUCAGUGAUUUGCUUCCUCGGCGGUCCGCUGUCGCACGGCUCUCCUGUUGUUGUGUUUUUUGAUCGUGGACAUCCACGUUUCUGGAAUUUCUAUUCCACUAUCCCUGUUGAUGUUGUCAGGGUGAAGUCUUAUAUGAAUUGCCUCUCUGACCCUGCGCGUGUAGUAAUAAGGGUCACGAUCAAUUAACUUUACUUCGUUCCAGAGUGGCUUGUGUCCGGUGUUGUGGGCUAGCUCUGAAACGACGGAGGUCUCGGUAAGGGCGAGUCGGGUGUCUCGAUCGUGCUCCUUAAUUCUGUAUUGCAUAGGUCUUAUAGUCUCUCCGAUGUACACCAUGCCGAAUUCACAGGGAAUCCUGUAAACUACGCCAUCUUGUUUAGCAAGGUUGACAGCGUCUUUUGGUCGUACUAACUGAGAUCUUAACGUAGUCUCCGACUUGAAAACAGUGCGUACGUCUUGUUGUUGUAGGCAACGGCGAAGCUGUUCGGACACCUCCUUUGACAUAAGGUAAAACCGCAGUAGCUUCGAACUCGUUGGCGGGUUCGGCGCUGUUGUUUGGUUUUCCGGUCUUGGUAAGUUUCUGCAAGAAAGAAAAAGAAAAAAGAAAGGAAAAAAAUGUGUACUAUUGAAUCCUACGAAAUUUUCCCAUUACGGCGAUAUUAAAACGAUGUUAACGUGUAUAAGUUAGUCGUGCAUUUUCAAAGUAAAUCAUGAGAAGAAUCAUAUGUCAUUGGUUUUGUAGGUGGUUGCAAGCCGCUCAAAACUUUCGAGAGCAGCAAGACAAACAAGAAAAUUGCCCGAUGAGGAAGUCCUACAGAAUCAGACUAGGUUAGGCGAAGAAAUGAAUUUGUUGCUUCAGAGAGCAAUAGGAAAGUCUUUCGAUGGUCUUUCCAAUCUGCAAUGCUUGAGUUUGCGCAUUGGGGUUGACUCAAAGCAAAUAGCAAGUCAAUUCAACCUUAUCUAGAUAAUUAGGUUUGCAAAACGGCCUAUGAGACGUAGCGAACUGACCUAAGACGUUGGCGAAACGACCUAAGACGUUAGCAAACUAAUCGUUAUCAAAACGUCCGCAAUUAUUACAACAUAUUGAUAUUGUAAGGAAAAUUCUUUUUUGGUUAUUCCUGAGAGUGAGAUGGUCAACGAAGGUCAUCCCCAUGCCACACAGUUGGCUAAUAACAUAUUUCUGGUAUAUUUUUAGUUACGUUUCAUGAACGAUACUCAGAUCUGGAAAAGAGUGUAUACCUUCCGAGUCCUAGCAAUGGUGGAUUUUCUGAGGAGACCAUGCAAUACGAGGGUGUUUACGAUGUCAAAACUACAAGAGAGUUUGUGAGACUUCACCCUUGUGCUCAGCUUGGAGCAAAACAGGUGAACGGUCUAGAAUAGAACUGCCAUAGUUCAGCUUGAAGAGAAUAUCCGUACGUUUACUAAUAUACUGAAGAGACCUACGAAUUCGCAAAAAAAAAGAAAAGAAAUGGAAACUUACCAAACGUAAGGAUUCUAGGUCCAUGAGUUCUCAAAUGUAAUUUUUUGAUAUUGGUUUAUAUUCACCAUACUUAUAAAAGAUAUAGAAACUAUAAGGUAAAUAUAUCAUUUACAUUGAUGGAUAAAAAAUUAAUCAUCAUAAAUGCUUUCUGAUAUUAAAUGAAAGUCUCCUACGAUAACUUACUUAUCGCUUUUGUAACCUCCGUAGGUUCAAUCUUACAACUGUAUCUUUUCUGCAGUUCCUAUGAUACGUAUUUUAGAUCUUUUGCUUCCAUACCUCUUUCAGUAAUAUUUUUUGGCUGUUUCCAAUUAGCUACAAGAGAAUUCCUUCCCAAGGGAUAUGGAUUUCACCCCUCAAGAAUCUCUACAACUUUUUGACGUCAUGGCUAUGCACUGGCCAAACAAAGAAUCCUUGCAGGUAAGUUGGUAGCUUUUAAAUAACAAUCAAUCUUACACAUUACAGUUGCAUGCCUGAAGCUGUAGAUAUUAGUCGUAACAAAGGCUAGGUCGCAUCGUUCUGGGCGACUUUUAUUCUUGCAAAGCUGAAGUAAGACUAGAUUCUACAAAGUCUCAAAUAAUGAUGUUUUCAUACUGAUAGCCCAAAAAAUACCGCGACUCGGUGACCGGGGCUUAUUAUUUUGUGUUUUCUUUAAAGAAACUUUCCCCCGAGAGGUACUUCGAGGAAAAUAAGUUCAUUGACAAGAGCUGCGCACGACAGUACGAGAAGGACCUGAAGAGAGAAUUCAAGUCUUGGGCCGAUGAAAAACAUCUUGAGAAGGUGAAGGGAAUCUUGCUAAAGGAUUCGUGGCACAGUGUUUGUGAUGUGGUUACAAUGUUUGCCAUUGCUUUGAUAAACUAAUUUUUUUUGACGCUGAUUUAAGCCCUAUUAACCUUAGCCUUUAGAGUCCUUGCUUUCUGUUUAUCACUCCACGUUAUUAUUUAAACGAUAAUUUAAGGUAUUCGUGUCCCUAGUAACAACACGAUUGUGUAACCUGACGUCAGCGAGACACAAAUCUGUUAAAUUCUUUGCAUGAUUUCUUCGUUGUAUCAGUGAUACAUUAUACGGGGGCCCCACGGAUGCCCUGGCCCAUAAGAGGUACGAUGUUUAGGUGAAAUAACAUUUUAAAGGCAUAAGCUGGUAUUUUCUACAGCUCUUCAUAUUAUUUCUUGUGAAUUGUAUCUCUACGUUCUAUACUCUUGGGCUCGCAAAAUUAACUGAUUUACUAACUUUAGUAUAAUUUCUGCUGUUGUUUUUAUCAUCACUAUCAAGUUUUUUUUGGUUGCUUCAGGUUCAAGCCGUUAUACAGUCGCUGAAUUCAGUUUUGCUGGAGAAACAGGCCUCGACUGAAGAGGAAUGGACACAGCUUGGAAUGGCUUCGUUGGGAAAAGUUUUCAUUUGGAGCAAUUUCCCAAAGCUCGUGGAACAGCUUAAGGCUCAAGGAAAACUACCCGCUCUUGUUUUCAGGUAAUAUACAAACUGUUUCAUCCAAGGAAAUGAAUUUUCGUUCAGUGACAUGCGUAACAAGGGAUUAAGGUUUAACUUUAAUUCGGUUUUAAAGUGUCAGCCACAAAAGGCAAAUGACGAUCAGAAUGUCAGUUGGGACGAUGCACAUAAUUUGGACUCAUUCUCCGAAAAUAAAAUGCGAACGUUCAGAACAAAUCACAAUUACAUAACGAAAAUUCAUGAUAUGUGAGAGGUAUAUAAAAAAAAAAAACUAAGUAAAUACCGGAAAAGAUAUCUCGCUCAGUGGGCGUUGUUAUGAUAUCACUCUGUUUUUAAUCAGCUUUGACCGCAUUUUUUAAGAAGAG
Messenger RNA from Pocillopora meandrina, 13694 nucleotides. Lineage: Eukaryota; Metazoa; Cnidaria; Anthozoa; Scleractinia; Pocilloporidae. The record is from the annotation of a GenBank genome assembly.